This is a messenger RNA of Pocillopora verrucosa, 1515 nucleotides long. RefSeq lists its product as uncharacterized. The record is from RefSeq and is a predicted model, not a curated record. NCBI's taxonomy places the organism in Eukaryota, Metazoa, Cnidaria, Anthozoa, Scleractinia, Pocilloporidae.
AAAUCAAGGUCAAUAUGGAGGAUCUUGAGAGCGAGCGGGUUAAAAACCUCCCGGCAUUUUCGAUGUGUUUCACUUGAGUUUGAAGAAUCGAAGAAGAGACAUUUCCACUUAUCCACAAUGGCAGUUUUAGUGAAAAUAUGUUGCUGCGGAUGCAGUCUACGAAUCGGUGCUUUGCUUAUUGGAAUCUUCGGCCUGAUCUUCCAAGCAAUCAUACUUUACAACCAAAGUAAAGCUCUCAUAAAGUACAACCAGGCUAACAUAGACUGGGACAGCUACGAAGGAUAUCUCCCUGUAGACAAGAAGCACAUCCGCGCGAUCAUCGCAUUGGCUUAUGUAACCCUCGCCUUCAAAGUGAUUUCAGUCCUAUGCAAUGUGUCAUUGCUAAUAUCCGUUGGCACGAAAAACAUUUAUUUGGCUGUGGUCUGGCUGGUGUGGAACAUUCUUGAUUUUGCAUGCUCUGUUGUAGUGACAAGUUUCCUGUUGUCCGUCUCCGACGUGUUUAUAUAUGCAGAUAUUUUGAUAAUCCUGUGGUGGUUGCUUACGAUCUAUUUCAUGAUUGUGGUUCAUUCGUACAUAGAGGCCCUCCGUGAAGAUCCAUCAGGGGCAAGCGCCGGUUUUCCUAGAGCACACGUUUACCAGUUUGAAAUGAUUGGUUUACGAUAUGCUCGCCCAUGCGCACUACCACCAAACACAGCUGUGACGUCACAUAUUGGUGUAGGAUACCCUCCCGCAUGCGCAGUACCGGACAAGAAUACCAUGACGCCACAGGCUGGCUAUGUUUAUCCUCCUCCAUAUCCAGCUUUGACGUCAUAUACUGACGUAGGAAACCCUCCUCAUCAUCCAAUGGCUGGUAAGAUUACCCUGUCGUCAUACGACGACACUGGAUAUCUUCCUUCACAUACAGCACAUGGCAGAACUACCAUGACGUCACAAGAUGGCUCAGGGCAUCCUCCUGCUUACACAGAUCCUGGCACGACCGCUGUGAUGUCUCAGAAUGGGAAUUCUUCUCAACACACAGUACCUGCCAAGGCUAUGGUGACGUACGUAGGCUCUGAGUGAUGUCAUGAUAAGCUGUGAAUGACGCAAGAGCUCACCGGUCACUGACAAGCCUGAAAAACGACUGGGCAUGAUAAACAUUCUAAACCAGUUAAUUUAUGUAAAUGUAAAAGUGGCCCCAGAAUAAUUCUAAGUAAUUUCUUAAGUUUGCAGUAUUUUUUUUCACGUUAUCAUUCCCUGGUAUGGUUAUAAAUCAUAUUUCAAGAUUUUUGCAUGUAACACAUUAUAAGAUAAUGUUAACCUUUGCGCCGAUUGGCGCGCUAAUAGCUAGUUAUUAGGCAGUAUUCACCAGCAAGCGAAACUAAAUGGCCUUGGUGUACAAAAAAAUGAAAUGAAGCCUUUUUGCAUCCUUAAGUUAAUAGGAGGUAUUUCGGGACACUUUGAAAGUUGAUUUAACGUAAUAGGCCUAGAAUUCCAGUUGAUCAAGAUCACUGUAAAUUAAAAAAAAACAUAAAUCUA